GCUUUCCUUCUCGACUGCCACUGUACCUCUGCUGUGCACCAGAGUGCCACAAACCCAGGGCAGUGUCCAGCCUGGGACAGUCACCCUGCUGCUGUGAUGCCUGUGGAGCUGCACACUGGCCCUGGGACAUCCUGGUCACCAGGAUCCUCUAGUUAUUAUUGGAAUGUAACUGUAGAGAAAAAUGUUCAUUUCUAGCAACUCGGUUCUGGACUUUUAAUCAAACUUGGAUUUCUGGAAAUACUACAUGACUUCAGCUGGGAAUGAGACAGAAAGAUGGACUCACAGGCAAGGUGGCAGAACUGGGAAGCUGGUAGAGCCUGUGACCUCUUCUGAAAAUGAUCCUCUUUUGUCAGGCAAGUCAGUCAGCAUCAUGGACCAUCUCUUGCACCUCCCUGGAAGGGCAGACUCUGCUUACAGCUCUUUCUCGGGGGGAUCAAAUGUUCCAGAGUACCCCACACCAUCGUGCUAUGGUGAAUAUUUCUGUGUGCCUCCAGAGCAGGUCCCAUACAUGGACACAGAAUACAUAACAGGAAUUUAUAAUCUCAGAGCUGCACACUCUGACCUCAGGUCCACCCAGCCAUACAAGGCACCAGACCUGGGUACCCACAACAGCUCUCAUAGCACCGGUCUCACAGAUCACUGUGGAAUUACUCUUACCCAGAGGACUUCAAAUCAGGAACCUCCAUCCCUGGCAGCACCUCCACUGUCCCCUCCCAGGCAGCUCAACAGCUAUAACAUCACUGACAGACACUUGGAGAAGUCAAGAGAGAGAAGAGGCUCUGAAGGGCACGCUGAGUGUAGUAUGCAGCCAGCUCCUGGUGUGCAGGACAGCCAGCCAGCAGAGAGGGAUGUACCAUGGAACCAACACUGGGGUGCAGUUACAGAGCAAGAUGUAGAGCUGGAUAGGGAAAAGACUCUGGAAAACAAGGGCCUUUCUUCUGAUUUUACAAAUGAGGUGUCAAAAGUUCAGGCACUAAAGAGAGAGGAAAAUGGAGAGCAGAGCCCAUCACAGCAACCUACAAAGAGAAGCAAUCCACACAUUUUCAGCAGACCUUCUUCAUUCAUUUUUCAAGAAUAUUUAAAGACAGACUCUGUGGUGAAUGUCUCCAAAAUACUUUCUGCUUAUAAUUCAGGUCAUGCUAAUAAAAUUCCCAAAGAGUUGAACUCCAAAUCCUAUCAGCAAACACAUUCCAACCCCAAUGCUGUUAAUGAUACACAGGAAGUCAAACAGUGUCCCAGGGCUGUGCGUAAGCCAAGUGCCAGAGAAGCAGCACUGCCAAGCACUGUGCCAGGGCCCAGCCAGAGGAAAAAGUCUUUGCCCUGUGCUCAGGGCCCACUCCAUGCUGAGUGGCAUUCAGACAUGGAUCAGGAUGUGUUUGAGGACAGUUCAGAAUUAAAAUAUAUGGAGAAUGCUCUUCUAAAUAAAAAUGCUCCUAGGAAGCCAAACAGUUAUGCAGACAAAAAUCAGUGCUAUGAUCCUGAAGGAAAAAUUAUGAGCAAUAUUAUCCCAAACCAGCAAAACAAAGUGCAGAGAUCACCACUGUCCUGCAACUGCAAUGUUAUGGAAGUGCAGCAGCCUCAGUGUGAGGAGUUGGAUCAGGGAAGGAAGCAGUGUUGUGAUGGCACAAGACAAAUGGCUUUUUCCAGACCAAAGGAAAAUUCCUCAUCUCAGUCAUUCCGUGAAGUCCAGAAAGAAAACCAGGGUAACAACAGCAGUCCUGACCUCAGCACAUGUCUGGGACAAGAAGAACCUCCUGUUCAGAAACACCAGCCUGUAUUUCAAACACAGCUCUCAAGAAAACUUCAGGAGGACCAUGCUCAUGAACAAAUAACCAGGCAGGCAACUCCCAUGCUUUACUAUCUUUCUGCAGGAAAAAGCACCCAUGUCCAGCACUCCAACAAGGACUCAAGGAGCUCACCAAAGGAAAUUCCAUCAAGCAGCUGUGCUGCCUCAGCACAGGGUCUAGAGAUACAAAGUGAAGGCCAUCAGCUUCAGAGGAGCAGCCACCACCAUCAGUGCAGUGCUUCUGAUCUCCUGCUCCAGGACAAAGAUCUCAUUUUUAGGAGUCCUGCCUCAUUCCCAGAAGAGAAUUUCCAGAAUGACUAUAUAGAGAGACUUAAAGUGGCUCAGAAAAAGGUUCUCAAAGAAACCUCCUUUAAAAGAAAAGACUUACAGAUGAGUUUGCCUGUCAGACUGAGACAGAAAUCCUCUAAAAGGCCAUCAGUUGAACACCUUCGGUCUUUCUCAUUAUCUAGUGCAAGUGAGGAUGCCAAACCUGUUCCUUGCUCCCCUUCUCAUCUAGAAUCUUUGGAAAGUUUCAACAGAAACAAAGAAAUAAGGAGGCCACAAAAAGGUCAAGCAGGGGGAAGGAAAAGGGUAACCCAAGAGCAAAAGAAGCUGUGCUACUCUGAGCCUGAGAAACUCAACCACUUAAUGGAUAAGGAAGUGUCAUGGAGUCGAGUUAGGGAUGAAAUCACUGCACAAGAUGCAGUGGCAUCCAGGAGAAGGGACCUGGAGAACAGAGGAAGGGCAUUUUCCAGUUCAAGUGUCUCCAGGACAGAGCUGAAACAAAUACAGAGCAGUGCACUAAUUAAAUACAUGGAACAGAAACUCAGUCAAAGACCAGGUGGUUCACAACACCUCCCACUGCAUCAGCCACCUCUUCAGAAGAGGCUGCCAAAUCCUAAAGAGCCUCCUGGCCACAUUUCCAACCUAAAUGGAAGCAGGAAAAUGCAAAAUUAUGAGGUUUUCUGCCAACUUGUCUCUGAUCAAAAAUCACCAGAUGUUUUUCCUCCUUUUCCUUUUGCUCCCCCACCCAACAUGACCAGCAGGUGCAAUCCCAACAAAGGGGGUGGGAGCUGCACCAGCAAGUGUCCAUCAGCUGAAAGUCUCCAACAGGCAGGUGGUUCUGCACCUGGGAGAGCUCCUGAGAGACCAAAAUGCACUCCUCCUUCCACACAGGACACGAGCAGAUGCUCCAGAGGUGCAGCAGCCCCGUUCCAGCGCUGUGGGAGCUGCCCCGGCACCUCCAGUUUCUGUGAUCCUGAGAAGGAUGGACCCCAGAAUCAUGAACACAGUGACAUAACUGUGUGUGUGCAUGGUCAGGAUAAAAAGGAGCAGACUCCUGAAACCUCUGUUCCUGACCCAAGAAGUGGAAGCAAGGAGAGCACUGGAGAGGAGGAGGAAUGCAGAACUCAGUCUCUGAGUGGGAAUGCUGCACUCGAGCUCCCAGAGCAGCAGCAGCCUGCAGCUUCUCCAGAACAGGGAAUAAUGCAUCUCCACACAGCAUCGGCUCAGCCUCACCAAGGAGACAAAAAUCCAGGUUUCCUUGCCCAGGAAACAACCAUGCACAGCAACCACGAUGAUGUUCCCCUGGAGAGAGAGACACACCUGCCCAAAAGGAGGCUGCAAUCUUCUCAGGACCAGCGAUACCAGGAGCUUGCUUUGGAGAUCAUUGCCAAAGACAGUUCUCUGGUGAACAUUCUCAUACCUCAUCCUCUUAGAAAAACUGGUUUGGACCUGAUGGAGGGCUUAUUUCCUGUUAACAUUUCCAUGCUGGAUAAAUCACAAAGGAAAAAGGGAAAAGUACAGCAUAUGCAGAAAAAUGAUAGCAGGAAAAGCCACGGAGAUGGACCAGAAGAAUGUCCAAAAUCUGAACAUGAAACCAAGAAAAGGAACAAAGAUCCUGCCUCUAUGGGAAACCAAGUCCUGAAGAGCAAUAGGGACAACACAAACGAGCUAGAUGACAUCACAUCUAAGAAACUGGAACUCAUGGCCACUCUCCAAUCCAGGCUGCAGGCACUGUGGGAGGAGCAGGAGCUGGUUCUCUUGGAAGUCAGGGAAUGUUCCAAGUGGGGUGAGAAGCUGGAGGUCAUGGUACAGGACCUCUGCAAGCCAAAUGAAUUUGGCCGCUACAUGAUGUUCAUUGGGGACCUGGAGAAGGUGGUGAGCCUCUUGCUGUGCUUGUCCAGCCGCCUCACCCGAGUCCAGGAUGCCAUGAGCAGGGUGGAUGGUAACACAGAGGCUGAGGAGAAGCAAUCGCUGAUUGAACGGCACAAGCUCUUGUCUCAACAGUGGGAAGAUGCAAAGGACCUGAAGGAGAAUCUGGAUCGGAGAGAACGUGUGGUCUCUGGAAUCCUUGCCAAAUACCUAACAGAGCAGCAGCUCCAGGACUAUCAACACUUUGUUCAAGUCAAGACCUCCUUGCUGAUUGAACAGAAGGACCUCGAAGAGCAGAUUAAAUUUUUCCAAGAACAAUUAGAAAAUCUGGAGCAAAGCAUCCCCAUCUAACACCCACCACCAGGCCAGACAUUUUUAUAUGUUAUAUGUGAUGUUUCCCUGGAAAUCCACAGGCCCUCUCAUCACAGGGCUCAGUUUGGUGAAUUCUAAUCCUGUUUGUGCCACAGCACUGGCAAGUGUUUAGAUGCUCUGGGAUGCUCUAGGCACACUGUGGUCACGCCCUCCACUUGGACAAUGAUAUGACAGCAUCUCACAAUGUGCAGCAAACUGCCUUCUGGACAUGACUGAUAGGAUUCAUUGCUCCUAUUAACUGAAUGUGCACUUCCCCUUCUUGUCUGUCCAUCUGUUUCCAGAUUGAUAUCAUCUCAAUGAAAGAACCACACAAAUAUUUACCUCUUGUGGGUGGGUCGAGUGUUUGAAAUGAAAAAUUUUGUGGGUGUUCAGAUGUGAACUGAUGAUUGCACAAAGCCAUAGGAAAUGUUAUGAACCAUUUCAGUGAAACUCCUGCACUUGUUUCUUUCUGUUUAUGUGUGUGACACAGUAAAAAUACACUGUAAUGAAAGAAAAUAAUUAUUUCCUUUCUUUUCUUGCUUUCUUACCCUUUCAUGGUCACCAUUCAUGAGUCUUUCCUGGCCUCUGAAUGUACAAACUGAAGCCAAGAAAUAGUUUAAGCACAUGCUUUUGAAUCCUAUUGCCUUUUGCUGAAAGUUUGGUAGUUAGAGCACUACUUCCAUCCCCAUACCAACAUGCAGCAGCUAUUUCCCAGCUUCAGCUCAUGCAGCGUAGAAGGCAAGAUGGCCAGAAAUGCAGAGCAUUUUCAUUUUACAACACUGUGAUCCCACACUGCUCCACACAAUUUUUUUUUGACCCUUUACCAUCAGAAGACAAAUUUAAGAUUUGAACUCUCAACAGCAGUAACUGGUGGUCUUCUUGGGGGAGCAGACCCACAGGGAUUAUGGAACUAAAAUCCUGUGCAGUGCUUGUAUAUAAUUACUGCUCAUACCAUUACUCACCAGCCUUCCAUUUGUGACUUUGGCAGCAGUGACACUGAGUUACCUCUGACCAGAGCCCUGGGAAAGUAUCAGCUUCCAGAGCCUUCUGCACCGUGGAAACUCCCCCAUGCUGAACACUUCUUUUGUAAACGGAGUCAGGUUGUGUGAGUUGGAAAAAUGCAAGGAAUGAAGAAAGUGCCUGGUACCUGACCCUCUGGGAGAGCAGGCAGGAAAUCCCACUACCACCCAGCCUUGGGAGUCUCCUAUUGCUGCCUUGCCAGUCUGAUUCUUUCACAGGUAAAACAUAAUGUGAGCCCAGCUCCAUGGAGAAUUGUAAUCAGAGCCUUGUGGGGAGCUGUUUCUAUGAAUUAAUGACAGCUGCAUCCAGGAGAGUGCAGAACAGCAGUACUGAGAAGGAAGAGGUGAAAGAAGCAAAACACAAGCACCCAGAUCUCCCUGUGGGUGCCGGAGGGGGGAAGCUGGUGGGAUUCCAGGAACGAUCUCUGCAUCUCACUUGGCCACCCACACACCAGUGGCGUGGGGGGAGACUCUGCAAUAGCUUCUGUUGUGGUAGGCAGAAGCAGGGGCGCCUGAUUUUUGGAUAAAAAGAUAGCUUGCAUUGCUGGAGGCAGAGCAUGAGCCUGUGGUGCAGGUGUGGGAGCAUCCUGCCCAUCUGACAGCGGUGUCCUGGCAGCAACUGAGAGAUUUUUGACACAGUAGCUCCUUUAGAACCUCAUUUAACAUCCACUGAAAUGUGUGGGAGUCACUGCUGGACCAGGAGCUGCUGUUUCAGCCUUUUAGGGACUAAAUUGAAGAAUUUAAGUUAUUUUGUUUUAAACACCAGCCUCAUUUUCUUCACUGGGGUGUUACGCUGGGGGACUUUUGCAUGUGGAACUAAUUAAGGAACGGAGCCGCAGUUAAUGCAAAUGUACUCUGAAAAAAGAUAUUAUUUGGUGCCUGUGAGAACUGUAUUUAAUAAAUAGGAUGUUCUCUCUGCUUUGAGAAUUCAUGGCAACUAUCUGAAUAUUUUUUUUUAAAAUAAACUCAGAGCAGCAUUGCAAAACUAAUCUUCUGUGCCUGGAGGGAACCCCCAUAGACAUUAAAGAAUAAUCAGCCUGUAGGAAUCAUGCAACCUCUGGGGUUCACAAAAGACUCUCAAGAAGCAGCAUUUGAAUUUCACUGCUAAAUGAAGAGAGGCAUUAAAGGUUAUCAGAGACUCUAAAAUACCACAUAAGCCUUGAAGCUGAGUCAUCUCAUAGAUAAAUCCACAGAGAGAGAAUAUGGGCAGCACUGAUAGUCUUGAUUUAGAGAAUAAGAGAAAUUUCUAAAAAUAUGAAUAAAGACCCAGAAGUCUUUCUAAUGGGCUCAGCCCAUGGUGGAAAAGCAAGAACAUGCCAAACUACCUCAAAAGGGUACCACUUGUGAAACACUUUCUCCAGAGAGCCCUGCUCUGUGACAGCUCCUGAUGGAAUGGCUGGUGCCUCCAAGACCCCUUUCUGGGUUUCAGCUGUUCCCUGCUCAGCACAGGGUCAGUGUCACCUGAUGUCACAGUGUCUGCUUGGAGAGGUCUGGUCUAGAGCUGAUCCCAGCCUAGAGCGAAGCUGUAGUUCCUUGUUGCAAAGGGUAAAACUACUAUGGGAGAGUGGUGGAAGAAAAUACAGCACAAAAGUCAUGCUAAGAAAGUCUGUCUGUACCACUGCAGUUUGUUAUUGUGACCAUAUUGGUGAAUCUUACUGGUAUGACCAUCUGCCUCAUGCAGGAGCCUGUGGGUGAGGACACAGAGAAGACCUGGCCCCUCAAUAGCAUGACCUCACAUCAAGGGCUUAUGCAUUUGGGUAUCGGGUUCUAUUCAGUGGAAAUGAACAUUAUCUGGUUUGUGUCAGGUGUGACUGGUGCUUGCUGUGCUUCUCAGCAGGUGUCUCUAAGCUUGUCUGGAGGGUCUCAAGGUGAUGGGGAUGAUUUUCCUCUUGGGAAAUGGUUUGGGUUUGGCUAAGAACUUAUGCUUUCAGGUGAAGGAACGGAGUGAUGCUCUGCCUGGGACAAACAAAGAGGAGAAGUUCUACUGAAAAAGGGAAAGCUGAACACUGCCAGCAUAAUUUUUAUUGUGCACAUCUCUUUUUUGUUCACAGAAAGGGAAGAUGUACUAAAGCUAUGCUAAUAUAAACAAUAUAGAUCUAUUUUGCUUGCUUCUGGGUUACACAGUAUAAUGGCUCCAUGUGCUUAAUGACUUAUAAAUUACUGAAAUAAACCUUGAAACUAGAAUAGAAA
Messenger RNA from Parus major (Great Tit), 7500 nucleotides. RefSeq names its product protein Shroom1. Gene Ontology annotation, molecular function: actin filament binding. The coding region runs from base 245 to 4291 and encodes 1348 amino acids. Gene Ontology annotation, biological process: actin filament organization. Gene Ontology annotation, cellular component: adherens junction; cortical actin cytoskeleton; apical junction complex. Lineage: Eukaryota; Metazoa; Chordata; Aves; Passeriformes; Paridae. The transcript has 7 exons. The record is from RefSeq and is a predicted model, not a curated record.